GGCAGGUGACACCGAGUUAGGUUCCCCAUCCCCAGUGUGCUUGGCAGCUUCCUUCUCGCCUGCUGCCCACGGAGGCACGGCUGUGAGGGAAGAUAAAGGAGAUAGGGACUCUAUAAAUACCCAGCGCGAGAGCGCGCGCCCCAGAGCCCUGCGAGCCCCGGCGAGGGACGGCCAGACACCGGCGCAGCGCUCAGCCUUUAGCAAGCAGCGACCAUGCACGUGAAUGGCAAGGUGGCUCUGGUGACUGGCGCGGCGCAGGGCAUAGGCAGAGCCUUUGUCCAGGCACUGCUGGAGGAGGGCGCGAAGGUGGCUCUCGUGGAUCGGAACCUCGAAGCCGGUGAGGAGAGCAAAGCUGCCCUGGAUGAGCAGUUUGAAGCUCAGAGGACUCUUUUCAUUCAGUGCGAUGUUACAGAUCAGGAGCAACUGCAAGGUGCUUUUAAAAAAACAAUUGAACGUUUUGGAAGGCUGGAUGUUGUGGUUAAUAAUGCUGGAGUGAAUAAUGAAAAGGACUGGGAAAGCACUAUACAAAUUAAUUUGACUUCUGUGAUCAGAGGAACAUACAUUGGUCUGGAAUACAUGAGAAAAGGAAAUGGAGGGGUAAUUAUUAAUAUAUCAUCUCUGGCAGGACUCAUGCCUGCUGCACACCAACCAGUGUACUGUGCUACAAAGCAUGGCAUAAUUGGAUUCACCCGGUCUAUAGCUAUGGCGGCUCAAAUGGGAAAUUAUGGCGUGCGACUAAAUACAAUUUGUCCAGGUUUCGUUAACACACCAAUUCUUCAGUCUAUUGAUAAAGAAGAAAAUAUGGGACAAUAUUAUGAAUACAAGGAUGAGAUCAAAGAUAUGAUGAAGUUCUAUGGUGUUAUGGACCCAUCGCUAAUUGCCAAAGGACUGUUAAUGAUCAUUGAAGAUGAUGCUUUAAAUGGAGAGGUUAUGAAGAUUACAGCAUCCAAGGGGAUUCAUUUUCAAGAAUAUAGUGCACUUCCUUUUCAAUCAGGAAGGCUAUAAAUAUUAUUCUGUUAUCUUGGCUCUAAAUUAAUGUAAAAAUGUGUUUUAAACAAUUUUUUUUAAAAGACAAAUGUUGUUUGUGUCCAAAGAAUGACAUGAUUUGAAAUCUUUAAUGCAAUAAUGUACAGUAAUGUAGUAAUAUGAUUUCUUACUUUGAUUUUAAAAGCUACUGUUAAUAUUCUUUAUUUGGUAGAAUAAGCAUAUUGCUCAAAAGAUAUUCAAUGAUGCAGUAAUAAGGGUCAGAUUCUGCCCAUUGGUAAUUAUAUGCUUGUGGCAGGCUGUUCCCCUCCUGACCUAGUGUGGCACUGCAGGCACCCCUUGCUUCAGUUGCCCUUCUGUCAGGACUCUUAGGAACGUCACACAGCUCAAAAGGGCAUAAGACAAAAUUCCCCUACUGGGAUUCUACUUUAUUAAAUACAAAUAAACUUGAAAUAGAAAAUCUCCCCUGGGCUUCAGUAAUCACACAGCCCUCCUCCUUGGGGCUUGUUCCCUCUCAGUCCUGGCCUCUCUGGCCUGUAGUCUCUCCCACUGGGUUCAGGGUUGCACAGCCCUCCUCCUUGGGGCCUAUGUUUUUCUGGGAGCUUUCUCCCCCCUCCCCCGACACCUUCUCUUUGUGACCACCAUUGUGCAAUUGAGCCCUGAUGACCUUUAUAGGGCCCAGGUGCUGGUUAUUCAAUUAACUGCCUAGACAAGCCAUUACAUAUUGAUGUAAAAACAUUUACCAAGAAUAUAUUCUCACUUUGACUUCCAAUUCUUUUAAAACUUAAAAGAACUGAUGAAUGAACAGUAAAUGGCUAAAUAUUUAGCAGCAAGGGGUAACUAUAGGACAUCUGAUGAGAAUAAGGGUGCACUGCUGGCUCACAUGGAUACUUCCAAAAUGGAAGAACAGUACUUGCACAUCUUCCAGACACUUUGCACCUUCACAGCUUUUGAUAUUGCACCUUCCCUUGGGCAAAAUGGCCAUUAACUUCACUGCAAGGUUGAACAAAUUGAGAGCAUGAUCAGACCUUUAUUAUAUAUUUCUCUAAUUUGUGUAAUAAAUUGUGGAUGAAGAUAAUACUGUUAACUAUGAUAGGAGCAAUUCAUUAAGAUACUGUCUGACUAUGGAACAGAUGUUUUUAGGCAUACUGGGCAAAUUUACUAAUAGUGUAAACUAGCACCACUUGAUUCUCUUUAAUGAGAGAAUUUGUUUA
This is a messenger RNA of Terrapene triunguis (Three-toed box turtle), 2198 nucleotides long. It is a transcript of the gene HPGD, whose product is annotated as 15-hydroxyprostaglandin dehydrogenase. The coding region runs from base 214 to 1005 and encodes 263 amino acids. Gene Ontology annotation, molecular function: oxidoreductase activity, acting on the CH-OH group of donors, NAD or NADP as acceptor. Lineage: Eukaryota; Metazoa; Chordata; Testudines; Emydidae. The record is from RefSeq and is a predicted model, not a curated record. Gene Ontology annotation, cellular component: cytoplasm. The transcript is spliced from 7 exons.